GACAGUCUUUCAUUACUGAACAAACCCUUUAGACGACUGUAAAUCCGUUACAAGAGAUGGCAGAAACCGCCCCAGCAGCUCCAGCCGCCCCGCCGGCCAAAGCGCCCAAGAAGAAGUCCGCUGCUAAAGCCAAGAAAGCAGGUCCAGCUGUCGGUGAUCUGAUCGUUAAAGCCGUGUCCGCAUCGAAGGAGAGGAGCGGUGUGUCUCUCGCCGCCCUGAAGAAAGCUCUCGCUGCCGGCGGCUACGACGUGGAGAAAGAAGAACUCCCGCAUCAAGCUCGCAUCAAGAGCCUGGUGACUAAAGGAGCCCUGGUGCAGGUCAAAGGAACCGGUGCCUCCGGCUCCUUCAAGAUCAACAAGCAGCAAACCGAGACCAAGAAGAAGCCGGCGAAGAAAGCAGCUCCUAAAGCGAAGAAGCCCGCGGCCAAGAAACCCGCUGCUGCCAAGAAGCCCAAGAGCGCAGCGGCAAAGAAGCCCGCCGCUAAGAAAUCCCCCAAGAAGGCCAAGAAACCCGCCGCUGCAGCCGCUAAGAAGACCACGAAGAGCCCCAAGAAGACAAAGAAGCCCGCAGCGCCUAAGAAAGCAGCCAAGAGCCCCAAAAAGGCCAAGACUGUCAAACCCAAGACAGCAAAGCCUAAAGCUGCCAAGCCUAAAAAGGCAGCUCCCAAGAAGUAAAAAACAACUGUUUUAUUCCCCAACGGCUCUUUUCAGAGCCACCCACAAACUCUAAACAAAGACCAAAACUCUAUUAGCCUGCACUUACAGUAUUUUUUAAGGUGAAUUAUUAGAACUGUGUAUCUGAGGUUACCUUGAGUCACAAUGCUUUACAUAUUGGCUACAUUUAGAAAAGCUACAAAGAUGUUGUAAUGUUUGAAAUACUUUAAUACACCGUCACAAUUUCUUAAUUGUUUUCUGUCGUGUUGUUGCUUAAAGUUGCACAAUCCGCGCGCCAGCUGUGGAGGCGUGGCUUCGGCGGUGAGUGGUGGAGGGAAGUUCAGCGAUUGGUUUGAAAUCUUACAGACUCUAAACUAAUGGGCGACUCGCACGCUCUUUUAAAUACAGUAGAGCGGGGCUCACAUAGUCAUUAUUUCUGCAUUACAAAAUCGAAGUAUUUACAGCCAACAAUGAGCGGAAGAGGCAAAACCGGUGGCAAAGCGAGAGCGAAGGCAAAGACUCGCUCCUCCAGAGCAGGGCUGCAGUUCCCCGUCGGUCGUGUUCACAGACUUCUCCGCAAAGGGAACUACGCAGAGCGCGUCGGUGCCGGAGCUCCCGUCUAUCUGGCGGCUGUGCUCGAGUAUCUGACCGCUGAGAUCCUGGAGUUGGCUGGAAACGCCGCAAGAGACAACAAAAAGACCCGCAUCAUUCCCCGUCACCUGCAGCUGGCGGUGCGCAACGAUGAGGAGCUCAACAAACUCCUGGGCCGAGUGACCAUCGCUCAGGGCGGCGUGCUGCCCAACAUCCAGGCCGUGCUGCUGCCCAAGAAGACCGAGAAACCCGCCAAAACCAAGUAAACAGAUCCAAGCGUGUUUCUGAAACACAAAGGCUCUUUUCAGAGCCAC
This is a messenger RNA of Cyprinus carpio (common carp), 1558 nucleotides long. Its product is annotated as histone H1-like. The transcript has a single exon. Bases 57 to 674 code for a protein of 205 amino acids. The record is from RefSeq and is a predicted model, not a curated record. Lineage: Eukaryota; Metazoa; Chordata; Actinopteri; Cypriniformes; Cyprinidae.